UUUCACCGGGAAAGCUGCUGAGCCUCAGAUGUCGCUCUGCUGCUAAGCCUCUUAGGAUUCACGAGCAGAGCAGAUGCAGAGAGAAUGCCAAUCAGGAGAGGCUCCCGCUGAGAGGGAGAAACCAGGCUGCUGCUGCUGCUGCUGCUGCUGCUGCUGCUACAAACCCUCCACCACCAUAAUCAGAUGUGGUCGUGACUUUGGUCUAUGUCUUUUUAAAGGCAGCAGAAUCCACUAAGAAUGGAUGGUCCACGGACUCACUGGCGACUUUGACGCAUCAAACAGACAAACACUGACGUGGGGGGGGGCUUCAAACAUGCUUCCCCAGGACACAGGGAGACAGAAGCCCCGCCGUAGAUCCGACCUGGCGUGCGGAGCAGACGAAAACCCCCCGGUUCCGCCUCCGCGCCUGAAGAGCCGGGAUUUCCCAGUGACCGUGAAGCGGCGGCGCUCGGGCUGCGGCUCCGGCUGCGCGUCUGCGGCCGAGCACAAGGUGAAGUGCGUCCUGAUCGGAGACGGAGCUGUGGGUAAGACCAGCCUCGUCGUCAGCUACACCACCAACGGGUACCCGGCGGAAUAUGUCCCGACAGCCUUUGACAACUUUACCGUGACGGUGGUGGUCGACGCUAAACCAAUCAGGCUGCAGCUCUGUGACAUGGCCGGACAGGCGGAGCUGGAACACCUGCGGCAUCUUUGCUACAAGAACGCCGACGUCUUCCUCCUGUGCUACAGCGUGGUGCGACCGUGCUCAUUUCGUAACCUGAAGGACAAGUGGGUCCCUGAAAUCCGUCACCGGUGUCCAGACUCUCACCUGGUCCUCGUCGGCACUCAGUUGGACCUGAAGGAGGACGUCCAGGUGCUGAUCCAACUGGCAGACAACCAGCAGCGGCCGGUGGACGCCGAGGAGGGCCGGCGGUUUGCUCAGGAGCUGGGGGCUGUGAGCUUCACGGAGUGCUCAGCCCUGACCCAGAAGAACCUGAAGGAUGUGUUUGAUGCAGCCAUCUUGGCCAGCCUUCAUCAGACUGACAACAACAACGACGACAGCAGCGUCCAGGAGCAGAGGAUGACUCUGAGGAGGAAAACACCGGACAAGAUCAAGAGCCUGUCAGAAACCUGGUGGAAGAAGAUCAGCUGUUUAAUGGGAGAGCACGGCUGUGACGUCACGUGAAGAACAUCAACACGUCACUGCAGAUGUUACUGGAGUCCAGUUAGACUCCGGUUGAAGAUUUCUAACUGGUUUUAGAUCAAGGAUGAUUUAUUAUUAUUAUUAUUUAACUCUUACUUAGAAGUUUAUUUAUAUUCACACUAAUUUAUUAUCUAAUUAUUUAAUAGCUGAUUUGGUUAUUUUUUCUUAACACUGAUUACAGAAGAAUGUUCAAAUGCCUUUAAUAAAAGAGAAGAAAAAAUAUGUUGUACUUUGAGUUAGACUUCACUACUUGCCUACUGUACCUACUGUAAAUAAUAUUUCAUUCAUGAAUGUUGCACAAAAACAUUAAAAAGCAAAAAAAAAUUAAAUGACAGAAAAAGCACAGGACAUUUAUCUGAGCAUUUCCACAGGUUCUGGUCCACGGCCUUCUCUAAUUGGAACAGGCAGGACCACCUGGACUGGAUUAGACCAACAUAUGGAGCCUGUUUUAUUUUUACACUCAGGCUUUGCACCUGCAAUUCCAAGGAAAAACAAUUCUAUUUUCUUAUUUCUAUUCUGAAUUCAGAACAGUGUAAGUCUUGACAUCUACUUUUGGCCUCACAUACUAAUAUUUUGUGUUGAAAUUGCAGUUGGAUAAGAUUGUGAA
Cynoglossus semilaevis (tongue sole) is the source of this 1790-nucleotide messenger RNA. Its product is annotated as cdc42 homolog. Lineage: Eukaryota; Metazoa; Chordata; Actinopteri; Pleuronectiformes; Cynoglossidae. The transcript is spliced from 3 exons. Gene Ontology annotation, biological process: small GTPase-mediated signal transduction. Gene Ontology annotation, molecular function: GTP binding; GTPase activity. Bases 242 to 1165 code for a protein of 307 amino acids. The record is from RefSeq and is a predicted model, not a curated record.